Messenger RNA from Spinacia oleracea (spinach), 1451 nucleotides. Its product is annotated as protein trichome birefringence-like 40. The transcript is spliced from 4 exons. Bases 46 to 1326 code for a protein of 426 amino acids. Gene Ontology annotation, cellular component: Golgi apparatus. The record is from RefSeq and is a predicted model, not a curated record. Lineage: Eukaryota; Viridiplantae; Streptophyta; Magnoliopsida; Caryophyllales; Amaranthaceae. Gene Ontology annotation, molecular function: O-acetyltransferase activity.
UAAAACCCACCCCAAAGUAUUACCUGAUAAAUUUUCUAUGUCAUCAUGGAACAACCAAAACCCUCCAUUGUUGACAAAUGGAAGAUCUUCACACUUGGAACCUUACUUGGUUUCUUUUUCUUUGUUUUUUACCAUGACAAAGUCCAUCAAGAUAUAAGUUUCUUAUCUACUAAACAAGCUUUGGUAGAUUUGGUUCCUUUUAAAGUGUUAAAUCUAUCUACUAGUAGUAGUAGUAGUGGUGGUGUUGUUAAGCCUAUGAAACCAUCGAAUUUGGUCUUCGAUGGCAUAGAAAAAUCAACGACUAAAGCAAGAAACAAGUGUGAUAUAUUUGAUGGGAAAUGGGUUUAUAAGCCAGAGGAAGGUCCUAGGUACGAUUCUUUCAAGUGUCCAUUCAUUAAUGAAAAGUUUAGUUGCCAACAAAAUGGGAGGCUUGAUUCUAUGUAUGAGAAUUGGAGAUGGGAAGCUCUACAUUGUGAUGUUCCGCUGUUUAAUGGAACAAACAUGCUAGAAAAACUGAGGAACAAGAGGAUGAUCCUUGUUGGGGAUUCUCUAAAUAGAAAUAUGUGGGAAUCUCUUGCUUGCCUUCUCUUCACCUCCAUUCCUUCUUCUGCUGCUGAGGUUGAUAAACUCCGGCGCUACACAAAUUCGUGGAAAUCUACGGAGUAUAAUUUCACUAUAGAAUUUUACUGGAGUUCAUUUCUUGUUGAUAUUGAUAAAAACCAUAAAAGUGGCAAAAAGGUUCUAGUGCUUGAUAAGCUUUCUGCAAAUUCGGAGAAGUGGGUUGGGGCUGAUAUCAUGGUAUUCAACUCUGGACACUGGUGGGAACCAAAAGGAAAAUCAAGAGCAUGGGAGUUGUUCGAAUUCAAGGGAAAACUGAUAAAACGUAUGCCAAUAGAACUAGCUUAUGAACGUGGCAUGAAAACAUGGGCGGCAUGGGUGGAAAGAAAUGUCGAUCCGAAGAAAACAACAGUGUUAUUCAAUGGCUAUUCGCCUGUUCAUAGAUAUCGAAAAUACAAUCAAUGGUGCUAUAAUAGAACACAACCUCUCAUGGGCGAUUCCUAUGUGCCGAGCUUUCCGAGAUCUAUGGUUGAUGCGGUGGAGGGCGUUGUGAAAGGGAUGAGUAAACCACAAGUGAAGUACUUGAACACUACAAAGCUUUCCGAGUACAGAAUCGAUGCACAUCCAUCUUUGUACAUCACUAAAGAUGACAAAAAUGCUAAUAGUUAUUCCGAUUGUAGUCAUUGGUGUCUUCCUGGAGUUCCAGAUAGUUGGAAUAGGUUGCUGUAUACUUCCCUUUUUUUUGAUACACGGGAAGAUAUGGCCUAGUUCUUGAAGAGCACCUUUAAAGAGUUUUAGCAAAUCUAUACCUAGUAUUUAAAAAACGAAACCAAAUUUGAUUAGAUGACAUAUUUAAUCCGUUCUUUCCUCCAUCAUUUUGGUUUUUUAUUUUA